AUGCUCAGUACCAUCUUCAUUACUCUCUGUCUUUCUCUUGUAGCAGCGAAAGCGCUGCCUGCGGAGCCAUCCACUGGUUUUAACGGUUCGUGGCCCGUAGGCGUGAAGCGCGCUCUUCCCGUCUUCGAGAUCGAUUACGAUGAUUACCCUCAAUCCGCCGAGAAUAUAUGCUACUCCUGGUAUUGUAACAAUGGACCCCGUGCUGUAGCACCGAACCGUCCUGCCGCGGACCAGAAUCGUGCCAGCAACAGUUGCGGAAACGUCGAUCCGAACCGGUGCAGCACUCGGGUUGGCCACGAUGCUGGCUAUCAGUGCGAUGAGUGGCCUUGGGCUAAUUCCAAUGCCGGAGGCGCUAAUGCCGUUACGAGAUGCAUUCCUUCUGGAGACAACGGCGGAUCCGGAGCUUCUUGGGGUAAUUUCAUUAAUAAUAAAGGUUCUCAGGCCCCAGGAUAUGUCCUACAGGAUAACGUAGAUUUUGCCGAAAUUCGUGUUGUCAAUGUACCCUUCCCGGAUGAAAAUAUAGCCCAUUUUUGCUUGGGCGAACGGGGAGUACCCAUUACUCCGGGGGCUUGCGAUCAGCUUGACCACGGCCAGCCCUAUCUGCAGCAGAUUGGCUGA
This is a messenger RNA of Guyanagaster necrorhizus, 618 nucleotides long. RefSeq lists its product as uncharacterized. Bases 1 to 618 code for a protein of 205 amino acids. Lineage: Eukaryota; Fungi; Basidiomycota; Agaricomycetes; Agaricales; Physalacriaceae. The record is from RefSeq and is a predicted model, not a curated record. The transcript has 8 exons.